Triticum dicoccoides is the source of this 1872-nucleotide messenger RNA. RefSeq names its product E2F transcription factor-like E2FE. Bases 313 to 1626 code for a protein of 437 amino acids. NCBI's taxonomy places the organism in Eukaryota, Viridiplantae, Streptophyta, Magnoliopsida, Poales, Poaceae. Gene Ontology annotation, cellular component: RNA polymerase II transcription regulator complex. Gene Ontology annotation, molecular function: RNA polymerase II cis-regulatory region sequence-specific DNA binding; DNA-binding transcription factor activity, RNA polymerase II-specific. Gene Ontology annotation, biological process: regulation of transcription by RNA polymerase II. The transcript is spliced from 10 exons. The record is from RefSeq and is a predicted model, not a curated record.
AGCCGCCCUCUCUACCCAACCCACCCCACGAGCCGCACCGCACAGCGAGCGAGGGGAGCGGAAAGAGAGAGAGAGAAUUUCAAAAGCGGGGGGAGGCCGCCACCGCCGCGCCAAUUCGUUCGAGCACACGCCGGAUUCCUUUCAACGGCCGGCGCCCCCCGCACCCUCCCCCACCCGCGCCCGCCCGCAGAUCUAUCCGUCUAUAAUAACGCCGCGACAAUUCCCUCCUCCGAUCCGAUACCGCCCACCACGCCACGCGACGCGGCACAGAUCCUGCCUCUGCCCGCACGCGGAUCGGCAGCGGCGGUGACGAUGGCCGCGCCCCCCUCUUGGACAGCCGUGGAUACGACGACGGCGACGGCGGUGGCGCCGGCGCCCCUCCCGCGGCUUCCGAACCCGCUGCCGCUGUUCGCCGAGCGCGGCGGGGGCGCGAGGCUGCGCCACCACGCCUACAGCCGCAAGCAGAAGUCGCUCGGCCUGCUCUGCUCCAACUUCGUGGCCCUGUACGACCGGGACGGUGUGGAGUCCAUCGGGCUGGACGACGCGUCCAGGCGCCUCGGCGUCGAGAGGCGCCGGAUCUACGACAUCGUCAACGUGCUCGAGAGCGUCGGGAUCCUUGCGAGGAAGGCCAAGAACCGCUACUCCUGGAUAGGCUUCGGAGGGGUCCCGAUGGCGCUGCGAGAGCUCAAGGAGAGGGCAUUGAGAGAGAAGUCUGGCUUGGCUCCUCCACCGGCAGAGGAGCUAUCUGCUGCCAAUAUGUCCGAUGACGAAGACGAUGAUAAGCUGGGUGUUCCGGAGGCCGAAACGGAGGGCGAGAAGCUGAGCCAAACAGUUGACAAUCCUUCUGACAUGCCUGAUGCACCUCCCUGCCGGCUUAGAUCUGAUCAUAGGAAGGAGAAGUCUCUUGGGUUGCUCACUCAAAAUUUUGUGAAGCUGUUCCUCACCAUGGAGCAGGUUAGCACGAUCUCACUUGAUGAAGCUGCAAAGUUCCUCCUUGGGGAAGACCAUGAGGAGUCCAACAUGAGAACUAAAGUCCGGAGAUUAUAUGACAUUGCUAAUGUGUUAUCUUCACUGAAGCUCAUUGAGAAGACACAAGUGGACACAAGGAAGCCUGCAUUCCGGUGGUUGGGCAUGGCGGGGAAACCAAAAGCAGAGAAUGGUGUCACAAUUGUUGCAUCCCCAGCAAGCAAGACUCUGUCAAACAAGAGAGUCUUUGGAACUGAACUCACUAACAUUGGUAUAAAUAGAAGCAAGCUGGAACCAACAAUCCAGAAGAAAGCGAAGCUGGCACAGGGCGGUGCUGAUAUCUUGAAGAACCACAACGUGGCUGCGCAGAAGCAGCCCGGGCAGGUUAACAAGAGUGGUUUUGUUUAUGGGCCUUUCCACCCUUCUUGUGCAAGAAAACAGGAGCCUGAUGAAUGUAAUAAUGUUGGACAAAAGGCGAUUGCCCAUGAUUGGGAGAGCCUUGCUGAUUCAUUUCGACCACAGUACCAGAACCCAGCACUUGGUGACCUUUUUGCUCAUUACGUGGAUGCGUGGAAGUCGUGGUACUUUGAAUUUUCGCAGGGUAGCAGCAUCAUGCAGCAACACUUGGGCAGUUCUGUUAAUAAUAAACGAUUUUUGUAGGCGAACUACAAACCCAAGCACAGUAGUCCUGCAUGCUUGGGAUUUGACCUGUACAAUUUGUCAAAAUAGAAGAAGAGGGGAAACAGAUAGAUUUGCUCGGCCUAGGGUUCAUUGUAUUUACUCAAUGCAGGAAAUCAUUAGGCUUUUCUAGUCCAAAAAGAGUGAGAACAUUUUCUCACUGCCAAUGUGUAACUUGUCUACUGUUCAUUCUUGCACCUACAGGUGUGCCUACCUCUGCAUUCUAAA